This is a messenger RNA of Drosophila kikkawai, 1302 nucleotides long. RefSeq lists its product as uncharacterized. NCBI's taxonomy places the organism in Eukaryota, Metazoa, Arthropoda, Insecta, Diptera, Drosophilidae. The record is from RefSeq and is a predicted model, not a curated record.
AUGUCGCAGGAAAGCAACCUGAAACCGCAUCCAGCUCCUGUUUGGCUCACUCCAGAGUACGUGGAAGAAAAGCUACGUACUUAUUUCAAGGAUGACUCCCUCAAGCUUAUGAAUCUGCACAUCAAGCCAGCAAUUGGGAACGGGGAGAACUAUGCUAGUGUGAUGACCCGUAUCAUUGUGGAGUACACCACUUGUGCUUCGAAGAACAAGCAAUCCACUCAGUUUCUGGUUAAGACCACGUUUGCUGACAAGGAUCCUGCCGCCUGUGUGCUUAUGAGCUACGGUGUCUACACCAGAGAGAUGGAUAUGUACGAGCGGAUUCUCCCAAAGCUAGCCGAUGUGGUGAGGAAUGAGCUGACUGACUUUCGGAAGUUAUUUGCGGCAACUGUGAAUGUGGAUCGGGCAAGGGACUCGAUCAUUUUCGAGGAUCUGUCACUAGAAAAGUACAGGGUGGCCUGCAGGUUGAAGAAGCUGGAUUUAGAUCACACUCACCUAGUGCUUGGGAAGCUGGCAUGUUUCCAUGCCGCCGGAGCAGCUAUGGCUGAACGACAGCCGAAGAUCUUUGCAGAUAACUAUGAACGCGUAUUCUUUAACAAACAUACCCGUGGGUAUGAGCCCAUCAUGAGGAACUUAUUGCAGGCCUUGUCCCGUUCCCUGGAAUUGGAUCAGGAUCUUAAGUACCGUUACCAAGCGAAGAUCGACCGUUUGGUUGAUCGUGUAAUGGAUUACGGCGAGCAUGCGACCUCAAUUAAUCCCGGAGACUUUGUGACAUUGAUUCACGGAGAUCUCUGGACCACCAAUGUAAUGUUUCAGUACAAUGCAGAAGGUCAUCCCUCGAAUGCCAUCUUCAUUGACUUCCAGUUCACCGCAUGGAACUCUCCAGCCAUCGAUUUGCACUACUUCUUCUCGACCUCGAUACACGAGAAUCUCUGGCGGGAAAAGCAAUCGGAGUUGAUUCAGUUCUACUUUUACAAAUUGGUGGCUGCCCUCAAGAAGGUCAAGUACUUUGGCCGGAUUCCCAGCUUAUUCGAGUUCCAGCAGCAGUUCUGUACUAAGGCUUUUUAUGCUGCUUUUGCUUCGCUUAUUUUCGAGCCAACGAUGGUGUACAACGGCAAGGAGGAGGCGUCUAUGCAGCAGAUCCUGUCGUCUUCCGAGAAGGGAAUGCGAUUUAAAAACGAUGUUUAUCAAUCGGAGGAAAUGAGAAGGAAGUUGCAAGACAGUCUGCCGUUUCUUGAUCAUUUGGGAUUGCUAGAUGAAAUGUAAAUUAAAAAUAAAAUAAACAUAUUUUUUUCUUAGCCUAAA